AUGGCUGAAUCUGGUGAUGUGAGCUAUCCCAUCACGGGCAGUAUCAAAGAUAUCGUGACCAAGGGCCCGAUUGUCGAUAACGUCAAGUCUGAGGUUUCCAAGACCACUGGGGAGUUCCAAGACUUGAAGAACACUCGCGUUACCCCUUCGACCACCACCAACAAUGGCCAGCCGUUGACCCACUACCACUCUCUUCUUUACAGUCUUUUGAGCAUCGGCCACUUUGCCUUCCGCCUUCGAAUGUAUACUAACUGCCCCUCCGAUCUACAGUGGGAACAACCGCGCGCGACCGCCGUUUCUUAUGCCAGCAUCAUUGGUUUCAUCUUUGCCGCCCGUUACCUACCCCUCCUCCGUUGGGCCUUCAAGUUUCUGUACAUGUCUUUGGGAGUUACCGCUGCCGUUGAGAUUGCCGGACACGUUAUUCUCAAGAAGGGCAUCGCCAGCUCAUUCCGCCCCCGUCGAUACUACACAAUCCCCAAGGAGACCCACGAGGCUGUGCUCGAGGACCUCUCCCAGUUGUUGGACUUCUUCCUGAUCGAGUUCCAGCGUAUCUUGUUUGCUGAGAAUGUCGCGCACACCGUUGCGGCCUUCACAGCUGCUUUCCUCGGCUACUGGUUGAUCCGCUUCGUCCCGGUCUGGGGAUUGGCCGUGAUCGGAGUGACCACCGCCUACAUCGGUCCUCUUGUGUACAUUAGCAACCGUGAGAUCAUCGACGAGCAGAUCCAGAACAUUCAGGAUAUUGUCAACGCCCAAACCAAUCAGCUGAAGGAUCUGGCUGGCGAGCGCACCUCGCACGCCACUGGACUGAUGAAGCAGUAUGUCGGUGACUACAGCCACAAGGCCCAAGAAUACAUUGGCCGCCGCUCUGUUUCUCCCGAGAUGACCAAGGUCACCACUCCCGUGAAGACUGAGCCGAUUGCCGAGCCUGCCAUCAAGACCGAGGACUUCCCGGAAGCUCCCAACGUUGAGCCGGUAGCCCAAGUUGUGGAGUCCGUGGAGUCCGCCCCACAGGCUGCGGAGCGUGAGCCUCUUCUGGCUGUUUAA
Molecule: messenger RNA, 1044 nt
Organism: Penicillium verhagenii
Lineage: Eukaryota; Fungi; Ascomycota; Eurotiomycetes; Eurotiales; Aspergillaceae
Exons: 7
Coding region: 1-1044 (347 amino acids)
Source: RefSeq, a predicted model, not a curated record